This is a messenger RNA of Entelurus aequoreus (snake pipefish), 1220 nucleotides long. RefSeq names its product C-1-tetrahydrofolate synthase, cytoplasmic-like. The record is from RefSeq and is a predicted model, not a curated record. The coding region runs from base 39 to 980 and encodes 313 amino acids. Gene Ontology annotation, biological process: tetrahydrofolate interconversion. Gene Ontology annotation, cellular component: cytosol. The transcript is spliced from 11 exons. Gene Ontology annotation, molecular function: methylenetetrahydrofolate dehydrogenase (NADP+) activity; methenyltetrahydrofolate cyclohydrolase activity. Lineage: Eukaryota; Metazoa; Chordata; Actinopteri; Syngnathiformes; Syngnathidae.
ACGUUCAUACACAGUCGUUGUACGUUGGUCACUCAGAAAUGUUCUCUCUCUUACGCCACCAAAUGUCCUCUUGUUAUGGUGGCAGACGCUCCAUAGCAACUGUCAUCUCUGGAAACACAACAUCCAAGCUUGUGAGGGAGCGGCUGAAAAGGGAAGUGGACAAGAUGAAGAUGUCAGAGUUCAGACCAAGUCUGGUGGUUCUACAGGUGGGAAACAGAGAAGACUCCAACUUGUACAUCAGCAGUAAAAUGAAAGCUGCAGCUGAGGUGGGCAUUGACGCUGCGCACGUGAGGCUGCCCAACACAUCCACACAAAAGGAGGUGCUGAGGGCCAUCAUGUCCGUCAACGAGGACACAUCUGUGCACGGCCUUAUUGUCCAACUUCCUCUGGACUCUGUGCACGCCAUCGACAUGGAGCUAAUCACCAACGCUGUCUCGCCGCUCAAAGACGUGGACGGGCUGAGUUGCAUCAAUGCAGGGAAGUUGUCUCGUGGAGACUUGAACAAAUGUUUCAUCCCGUGCACACCCAACGGCUGCAUGGAACUAAUCAGACAGACAGGUGUGGGCGUGGCAGGAAAACACGCUGUGGUGGUCGGCCGCAGUAAGAUCGUGGGCGCGCCUAUGCAUGACCUGCUGCUGUGGCAUCACGCUACCGUCACCACCUGCCACUCAAGGACGCGCGACCUACCUGAGCAGGUGGGCAGGGCAGACAUCCUGGUGGUGGGGGCAGGAAAAGCAGAAAUGGUGCAUGGAGAUUGGCUGAAAGAGGGCUCCGUGGUCAUUGACUGUGGAAUCAAUCACGUGCCAGACGAAACCAAGGCUAGCGGCAAGCGCGUGGUCGGCGACGUCCACUACCCCUCAGCCAAUCAGAAAGCAGGAUACAUCACUCCAGUUCCUGGAGGGGUGGGACCAAUGACGGUGGCCAUGCUCAUGCAGAACACGGUGAUCAGUGCUCAGCGCUUCCUUGCCAACAUGGACUGAUGUCAUCCAAAUAAAUUUGCUGAAGAAGGAUGUGAUGUCACCCUCACCAAACACCCCAAGCGUUGCGUCCGAAUUGGACUAAUCAGCAGCCAAGGGGCGUGGCUAACAUGCUCUCCCAUACAUUUUCUCUUCUCUGACAGCGAACUUGUAAGCUUUCGUCACCACGACGACGACCAUCAUGUUCAUUAGUCACAUGAUCAGGAAUUGAAACUGUCAAAAUAAAAGCAGAACGACAAGGAA